CACGGACAGCGUCGCACGCUGUCGGCUCGCAACCGUGACCACUGUGGGAGCUAUAAGCGGCUUGCAGGGGGAGUAUGACCUCGCAGGCACCAAUCUUCAUGAGCACGCUAUAUGUCGACACCAACGAAGCCAGCACUACGUGUCUUUCUGCUGGGAUGCGUCGCCUUCGGAGCCUUCAUUUGCAUUCAGAAGAGGGCAAACGUACAAUUUGCCCAUCUGGACCAGACGUCUCAAGACGACGCUACCGAAUCCACCACGGAACGAAACGCAGCAGAAGUACUCCAUAUAAAGAAAUUCAUCGUAGAAACCAGCGGCUGUUCUAUCCCGGACUUUGAUCUUUUCGACAUCAGCGUCAAAGGUUUUUAUAAAAAGGUCGGACAGUACCCGUGUCCUAGCAAAGUGUCAUUCAUACGGAUGGUCAACUUGACGGUACCAGUCGCUGACGAAGCGGUACUCAAGAAAAACUUCGGGUACACUCUCAAAGACAUUAAUUGCACCUACUUCGAAAUCUACCGCAAUGAAUCGCUGGCUGUGCCGGACAAGAAGUACUUCUACAACAAAGAGGUACCUUUCGUCUUUGGCUCGCCACUUAAAUCGGAGUACGGCUACGUGGGAUGCAAGUCGAAAGGGAAUGUGUUCCACGAGGAGUUUCUUCUGGUGCCCUUACUGAAGAAAGACGUCGAGGAACAGUGCAAGACAAUCGAGGCCAAGCUCAACUCGACGCUUCCACGCCUCAAUGUCUUAAUCCUCGGCAUGGAUUCGGUGUCUCGUCUGAACUUCAACCGUCACCUGCCUCUUUCCGGAAAGUUCGUCCGCGAAGUGUUGAAGGCGUACGAGUUCUUCGGCUACAACAAGGUCGGCCAAAACUCGUACCCCAACCAGACUCCACUGCUCACCGGUCUGUCGGGAGGCGAAGCGAGAAACCUGUCGGCCAACAAGUUUUUCGACGGACUCAACUUCUUGUGGAAGGAAUACAAGAAGCGCGGAUACAGGACAAUGUUCCUGGAAGAGAUGCCCAAAUACGGCCUGUAUUCAUACGUCGGCAACGGCUUGAAGCGUGCUCCUACCGACUACUAUACCAGGCACGCGGUGAUGGCGAUCGACAAGUCCUGGUUGAAGACAAAGAAAAAUGGAGGCUACUGCGUCGGUUCCAAAGUGCCAAUGACGCUGUAUCUGGACUACUUCCUGGGGCUGACGGAAGUGUGGAAAGACCGUCCCUUCUUCGCGUACGUCUGGAUGAGCGAAUUGGCGCACGACCAUCUCAACAUGGCCGGACACAGCGACACUCCUUUCCUCAACGCCCUCCGAGCACUCCACGAACGCGGUGUCCUGAACAACACGGUUCUUGCUUUCAUGAGCGACCACGGACUGCGCUUCGGUGGCCUUCGUAACACGUACAUCGGUCGGUUUGAGGACAGCUUGCCCUUCGCGUUCCUCGCGUUUCCCGAGUGGUUCCUGCGGCAGUAUCCGGAUUAUGCCAGGGCCCUAAGCAUCAACCAGAAACGACUGACGACUCACUACGACAUGCACGCCACUUUUCUUCAGCUGCGCGAUUUCCCGCGUAUGACCCAAACGAACACCAAGCGUGGGCUUAGCCUGUUCUACGAGGUUCCGGAGAAUCGCACGUGCGCCGGUGCCUCUGUGCCGAGCCAGUUCUGCACCUGCGUGGAGCCACUGCCAUUCCCCGAUGCCCAUCCUCUGGCACGCCAGGUGGCCACCUUUGUUCUGAGCGAAGUGAACAAGUUGAUACGAAAGGAGCUUAAAGGAAAAUGCGAGGAGUGGAAAUUAAAAGAAGUGGUUAGCAUACGCUUUUAUAACCCCGAGGAACAGAAGUCAAACAAGACAAUCACCGACUACUGGAUCCGUGUAGCCGCCAGUCCAGAUGGAGGCCUCUUCGAAGCCACUGUCAGGCAUAAUGUGGACUGGAAGGCAUCCACGUUUACCAUGGUCCAGCAACCAGAUAGAGUGGACUGGUAUAGUUCUCACGCGAAGUGCGCGAAAGAAAACUCUUUAGCGAAGUAUUGUUACUGUAAGAAAUCGUGACAGGUGAAGACGUCUUGGCAGUAUCUGUGAUGGGGACGGCUGAGGUCGAAGUGGUGCUUAAUAAGGCAGCGUUCAGUGAAGCUGUGUACCUCUGCCAGGCCACAGACUAGACAAUGCCUCUUUGACUCAACAAAGGCCUGCUCGAAGCCACCUAACCCCCGUUUGGUCACGUGGACAUGUUGGCAGGUUGGAUGGUGGCGUGUAAUUUGUAAACAAGUAAGGACGUGAUGUCGUCUGUUUCACCCAAUCGCCGCAGACGACAUUAAACACAUCAAGCCUCUGGCUAUGAGUGGCUGCUCAUAUGGCUCAAGUCGGCUCAGAUCCAUGGCUACGGCCGCUGAGAGCAUGGCCGUGAUUGGCGGGCUCUUCUACGUCACGUGAAUAAGCGACGCGUUCUUUGUGUCAAGGUGGCGUUGGCACCGGUGAUGUGCAGUGGUGCGUUUUUAACUGGGCAUUAUUAUGAAGGUACUCUCGUUAUGCAAGAACUCCUACCAGGAGGAUUUAGGCAUUUCCUACAGAGGUGUGUCAAAGCAAAAUGCAAAAUGCUUUCUCGUUUUUGCAAUUUUUGACAACGUGUGCACAUGUUACAUACAUGAAGAAAGUAUUGUCCUGUUCACGGUUUGUACAUGCCAGUAAUCUAUUUUUGAAAAAGCUUGAAAUCGAAUGCAGCACCAAGUGGCGCAGGAUAAACCAUUAUAUUUUGCUU
Messenger RNA from Ornithodoros turicata, 2749 nucleotides. RefSeq lists its product as uncharacterized. The record is from RefSeq and is a predicted model, not a curated record. The transcript has 2 exons. The coding region runs from base 112 to 2043 and encodes 643 amino acids. NCBI's taxonomy places the organism in Eukaryota, Metazoa, Arthropoda, Arachnida, Ixodida, Argasidae.